Molecule: messenger RNA, 1131 nt
Organism: Parascedosporium putredinis
Lineage: Eukaryota; Fungi; Ascomycota; Sordariomycetes; Microascales; Microascaceae
Source: the annotation of a GenBank genome assembly
AUGAGAAACAGCUACGACUACGUCGUCAUAGGAUCCGGGUACGGUGGCGCCGUCGCGGCAUCCCGACUCGCCCGGUCCGUCGGUCCUGAUGGACGGGCUUCCGUAUGUGUGUUGGAGCGAGGCGUGGAAAAAUGGCCCGGCGAAUAUCCGGCUGGACCGGCCAGCGGGUUCAAGAACCUGCAUGUUUCUGGGGAGAUUCCGCGUGAGAAUGCGGCUGGUAUCCCUGUCCACGAAGGGGACCCGACUGCGAUGUAUCACCUAAUCAUGGGCAGGGGCAUCAAUGCUAUCGUUGGCAAUGGACUCGGCGGCACAAGCUUGAUGAAUGCCAAUGUAUUCCUAAGGACAGACGAAGAGACUCUACGGUCGUCACACUGGCCGGAAGAGAUUAGAAACGAUCCUGCGGUGCUCGAUAAAUACUAUGAACAGGUUGAGCGGGUUCUCGAACCCGCCACCUACCCGGAUGACUGGCCCGAACUCGCCAAGGUGAAGCUGUUUAAGCAGCAGGCCGAAGCUAUAGGCAUGAAGGACAAGUUUCAGCUCGUACCGCAGACCACGCGCUUCCACAACGGUCCUAACAGCUGUGGUGUCGAGAUGUUCCCCUCCUCGCUGACUGGGCAGGACGCCACGGGUCUCAACGACGGUUCUAAGACGACCACGCUGGUGACCUACCUAGCCGACGCCUGGAACUGGGGCGCCGAGAUGUUUUGCGAGGCCGAGGUGCGGUACAUCCAAGAGUGCAAGGGCCCCGAGGGGGUACCUCGGGCAGGAAGUAUUGGGACCACCGAGAUCCUGUUGCGGAGCAAGCAAAUGGGGCUGGAGAUGAGCGAGAGGGUCGGCCAGGGGAUGAGCGGCAACGGCGAUAUACUGGCUUUCGGUUAUAACACUGAUUACGAUGUCAACGCCGUCGGAAAAGACCACCCCGAUCCGUACGACCCUGUGGGCCCGACGAUUAAUUCGAUAAUCGACAACCGACACAGCCAGGCCAAGUUGACACUGGAGGACGACAGGCCGAUCCUUGACUUUAUCGGUUGCAGCCGUGGAGACCACGUGGAAAAGAUUUGCAAGAUCCUCGAGGAGGCCACAACGAAGAUGGGCGGCAAAUUUGUGCAAAACCCUUUUAUGAGCUCAUGA